AUGCGAUCAUCUAUAGCCCUCCUCGCCGCGACGGCAGGUACAACACUGGCGUCCAGCAACAACUACACAGAAUGGAUGGCUUCAUCUUGGUUGUCCAAAUCGGUGCCCGUAUCCCGGAACUACGCUUACGGUGUACUCUAUCGUGGCAUUGAACUCGCUCACAACAAAACCAACAACGCCGAAUAUCUAGACUUCAUUGAGUCUCAACUCUCGGGCGUCGUGAGCGAUUCAGGCGAAUUGAUCGACUAUAACCUCACCGACAAAAUCUCCCUUGACGAUCUACGGAUCGGUACAAACUUCCUGGCUGCUUGGGCCGCCACUGGUCAGGAGAAGUUCAAGCUAGGAGCCGAUACUCUCCGCCGACAGAUUGAUAUAACGCCCCGCAAUGAGGGAGGUGGGCUAUGGCAUCGUGAUCCUACCUAUCCCAACCAGAUGUGGCUGGAUGGGAUUUACAUGUCGACUAAUUUCUACGCGCUGUACACUGCAUGGUUCGAUGCAGAUAACAGCACUGCGUGGGAUGAUAUUAUGCUCCAGUUUGACUUGAUCGAGGAGCAUUGCUUGCGUGAGGAUGGGCUGCUUGUCCAUGGAUUUGAUUACAGUAAAGCUGCUGUUUGGGCUGAUCCUGAAACAGGUGCUGCUCCACUCGUCUGGAAUCGCGCCCUGGGCUGGUAUUUCAUGUCCCUUCUGGAUAUCCUGGAUUACUUUCCCAAAUCCCACCCAGGCUGGGAGACCAACUUGAGCCGAUUCCAGAAACUAGCGCAAGCGCUUAAACAAGCUCAGGAUGAAAGUGGUGGGUGGUAUUUGAUCAUGAACGAUCAAUACCCGAGCGACCCCAGGAACUACAUUGAGAGUAGUGGGUCUGCCAUGUUCACAUAUGGAUUCUUAAAGGGUAUUCGGAACGGAUUCCUAGAGGAAAGUGAAUAUUCUCAGGUGGCCGACAAGGGGUAUAAGCUGCUUGUCGACAGGUUCGUGAGUAAAAAUGACAACGGGACGUUGAACUGGGAGGGAACGGUGGAGGUGGGAAGUCUAAGCAGCAACGGGAGCUUCGAGGUAAGCCCUGAUGUUUACUGA
Molecule: messenger RNA, 1071 nt
Organism: Aspergillus oryzae RIB40
Lineage: Eukaryota; Fungi; Ascomycota; Eurotiomycetes; Eurotiales; Aspergillaceae
Product: glycoside hydrolase family 88/105 protein
Exons: 2
Coding region: 1-1071 (356 amino acids)
Biological process (GO): carbohydrate metabolic process
Source: RefSeq, a predicted model, not a curated record